Molecule: messenger RNA, 729 nt
Organism: Acanthopagrus latus (yellowfin seabream)
Lineage: Eukaryota; Metazoa; Chordata; Actinopteri; Spariformes; Sparidae
Gene: nmbb
Product: neuromedin Bb
Exons: 3
Coding region: 77-484 (135 amino acids)
Biological process (GO): positive regulation of hormone secretion; neuropeptide signaling pathway
Cellular component (GO): neuron projection
Molecular function (GO): neuromedin B receptor binding; neuropeptide hormone activity
Source: RefSeq, a predicted model, not a curated record
GGAGCAACCCACGACCAACAUCAGGCACUUGGAACAUUUGCGCCCUGGAGGACAGCUCGCCACUCCGCGCUGAAUAAUGAGAGGGUUUACGCUGAAUAAUGUUUGCCAGUGUGGCUUAUUCACUUCUCUCGUCUUCUUUUCUUUCAUGUCUUUUACCACCGCAGUCAGUUUCGACCUGACUGAGCUUAGGAAUAAAGUUGCGAAAAUUAAAGUGAAUCCAAGAGGCAAUCUUUGGGCUACAGGACACUUCAUGGGCAAGAAAAGCGUGAUGGACCCCCCUCUGCUGCCCUCAGCCGAGGGACAGGGCGGUGAUGCGCUGGAAGUCUCCCUACCUGCGGAGCAGAGCGCGCUCGGGGAGCUUUUCCAGGAGUUCCUGCGGGUGGCGUUGCAAGCGCAGGUGGACACACAAGCGAGCCGCUCGAAAAAUCAGGAGGGGGACUUGUUGAUGAAGAUUUUAGAAAGUUACAUCCAGAGCAGAAAGUGAUGAACGCCUGCAUUUACACGGAUCCGAGCUCAUCUACACCUCAAGGGUUCAAAUGAAUAAAUUAGUCCCACAGUCUCCUGCUCAUCAUGAUUGUAAUUUACUGUAACUGUCAUUCUUAGAGCCUAUAGCUCAUGUGCCAUCUGCAAUACACGUACAUGUCUUAUUAAUUUGUUUUAAUGAUGAUAUUUCACACUGUCUUGUCGUUUAAAGUUAUUUAUAUUGAAUAAAAUAAUUAUUUGCACUGC